AUGCCUAACGCAGUACGAAAAAUGUUGCAAAAGAAUAGCUAUUCAUACGAUGAACCAGAUCGAAUACCGCAUAAUAUUUCUAUAAGUUAUAUAGAUAUUUUUAUGUAUGUGGUUGCUAUUGUUGGUCAUUUUGUGGAUUUGGGAUUAGAUAUUAAUGUGGCGGUACGAUAUUCGCUUUCUGGAAAGAUGAUGGAGUUCGGAUGGACAUUGGCAUUUAUUUUGAUACCAGCGUUUGUCAACACAUCAGUCUCCAUAAGAAUGUAUUCCCAAGACAAACAGCAAGACUCAAUAACCAAUGAAUUCACCAAACGUAAAUGGUUGAGGAUAUUCAUUCUAGUCCUCCAAAUGGCCCCCAUACUACGCUUCAUUGAUGCUUUAAUUUAUGCAAUCAAGUCACGGCAGGCCCAAAAGAGGAAUGAUCCAUCGUCCCAACGAUUGUAUUACUCGUUGAUGCUCAAGGAAGAUUCAGAUGCAGCAUUAUUACGUAUAUUUGAAUGCUUCCUUGAGGCGGCACCACAACAUGUGCUGCAAACUUGCCUUUUAAUGCAGCAGUUACAGAGUGAACAUGAUACUCAUCUUAUAUUGCACCAGGUGCUAUCUAUAAUUUCAUCAGUUAUUGGUAUGGGCUGGUGUCUAGCAGCCUACCAGCGGGCUGUGAGGUUCGCGCAGAAAGAUAAAGAAAAUGUUACAUGGGCCGGCAGCGUUGUUCAAACAUUGUGGCACUUUCUAGUUACUUUGAGCCGAGUGAUCUCCAUAUCAAUAAUAUCAUACCUGUUCCCACAUUGGACCAUCCUAGCCUGCUGUGUCCACAUACUGAUCAUGACCACAUGGUUGCAGUUCUACGAUAGAUCUCCAUUCUGCUCCAACAACAAACUCGGUGAACUAUGUUUCUCUCUAGCCCUCGGAGCGGUUUACCUUUUCACAUACAUCCUACCGAUCGAGGGUAGGACUAGAUAUAGUUUUAUGAGGACUCCAAUAUAUUUUUAUACAUUCCUAUUAUUGUGUGUCGUGCCAUAUAUAAUGGGUAUAGCGUUGAUGUGUUUGUAUUAUGGUUUCCUUCAUCCUAAGACGAGGUUCAAAGAUGCUAUCGUCAACUUUAAGAGUGACACACAGAUUGUUGAAGUCAGUUGA
This is a messenger RNA of Danaus chrysippus (African queen), 1131 nucleotides long. NCBI's taxonomy places the organism in Eukaryota, Metazoa, Arthropoda, Insecta, Lepidoptera, Nymphalidae. The record is from the annotation of a GenBank genome assembly.